This is a messenger RNA of Hordeum vulgare subsp. vulgare (domesticated barley), 1651 nucleotides long. Its product is annotated as cyclin-A3-1-like. The transcript has 8 exons. The coding region runs from base 256 to 1275 and encodes 339 amino acids. Gene Ontology annotation, cellular component: nucleus; cyclin-dependent protein kinase holoenzyme complex; cytoplasm. Lineage: Eukaryota; Viridiplantae; Streptophyta; Magnoliopsida; Poales; Poaceae. The record is from RefSeq and is a predicted model, not a curated record. Gene Ontology annotation, molecular function: cyclin-dependent protein serine/threonine kinase regulator activity. Gene Ontology annotation, biological process: mitotic cell cycle phase transition; regulation of cyclin-dependent protein serine/threonine kinase activity.
UCUCCCCCCUCCAAAACCCAGCACGAAGAAACGAAAUGAAGCUACGCAAGCAGCGACAACAGAGAAAAGGACGAAGCCGGAGGCGAUGGAGAGCGCCGCCCGCGCCUUCCCGCCCCUUAAAAGGCCAGCCACGAACCGCCAAGCCGCCGAUCGUCUCGACCCCGAACAACGCUUCGGCGACGCUGCGACCGUCGCCGAGGGCUUCCAAGCAGACGACGCGGCCGCCGGUCAGGGAGUGCCCGCAACCGGAGGAGGAUGGAGGCCAGCGACGAGGAGAGCGCGACCGGCCCCGCCCGCCCGCUGGGCACGGACUCGGAGACGGACUCCGCCGCGGCCCCGGCGGCUAUCGCGCGGGACAUCGACGACGAGACCGAGGCCGACCUCGCCCGCCUGCUGGACCCGGACCCGAAGCAGCCUGACCCCGCCGCGCUCCGGUCGGGCAUGGCGCCGUACCUCGGGGACAUCGACCGGUACAUGCGGUCCCUGGAGCUGGAGGAAUCGAGGAGGCCGAGGGAUGACUAUAUGUGGACAACACAGCAAGAUAUCAAUCCCAAAAUGAGGGCGGUCCUAGUGGACUGGCUGGUGGAGGUGGCUUGUACAUUCAGGCUUCCUGCUGACACGCUUCACCUUGCAGUUUCAUAUGUUGACCGCUUCCUCACAACAAGUGUCAUUAAACGGCACGAGCUGCAAUUACUUGGUGUCACCGCAUUGCUUGUUGCUGCGAAAUAUGAAGAUGACAUAUUUGUGCAUGAGGUCCAAAGAUACAGUGCCAUUACUGCCAACACGUACACGAGGCAGCAGGUGGUGAAGAUGGAGACUGACAUACUGAAAUCUCUUAACUUUGAGAUGGGGAGUCCCACUGCAAGAACUUUUCUACGGAGAUACAUAACUGUUUGCCGCGGAAGCGAUCGUGCAAAAGCAAAGAAGCUGGAAUUUCUGUGUAGCUACCUUGCAGAAUUGAGCUUGCUCGACUAUGACUGCAUACAGUUCAAUCCAUCAGUUGUUGCUGCUGCCUGCCUUUUUUUGGCCAGGUUCACAAUCACCCCAACAGCCCGUCCUUGGAACCUGACGCUGCAAAGGAACACGAAGUACAAGGUCUCUGAUCUCAAGUCUUGCAUCUUGAUGAUACACGAAUUGCAGCUGAAUGGAACGUAUCCAGGCCUGAAAGUAUAUGUCAUCAAAUUCAAGUAUAAUGAUCGCGAGCUUGAGGGUGUCUCGGCAAUGGCUUCACCUGAAAAUAUCCCUCCGCGUUUCCUCAAGGACAUCAAACGGUGAAAGGCCAAAGUACUCUUGCAACAUCUUUUGCAGCCGUUGCAGAAACUACAAAUUCUUUUGUUAGUAGAUAGAAAUACAGGCUUUGUUUCAGACAUUGGGGAUUUGGGGCAUCAUCUUUCGGCUUCCUGCUUAUACAUGCCUGCCGGGCUGUCGCAGAAUCAGUUUCCAUGUUGAUGUUCCAGUUACAUUGAUGGCCGCGUGGCUAGCUGCAUUGAUAUGUUGACAUGAUAUGCGACUGGAGCAUUUUUGUACAGAUGAUAGAAUACGAUGGUGCCAUGCUCAGUGAAUAUUUCAUAUGAAUUUUCCGGGCAAAUCCUAAUGUGUUACAGUAUUUCAUUACCAUUUUGUGUUGAAUAUAUUCCCUCUGACCAGAGCA